AUCUAUUAACUUUGUGUCUGCUCCACAUAAUUCUCUUCACUUUUCAAUCUAAGCUCCUUCAGGCGCCCGUAGGAGAGCAAUGUCUGGAGCAGAGCAAAGCCACAGAUGGAGCCUUAAGGGCAAGACCGCACUUGUAACUGGUGGAACCAAAGGGAUCGGGCAUGGUGUAGUAGAGGAACUUGCAGGAUUCGGGGCAGUGAUACACACUUGUGCUAGAGAUGAAUCUCAGCUUAAUGAGUGUUUGAGCAAAUGGAAAAAGAAAGGUUUUCAAGUCACUGGUUCAGUCUGUGACCUAACUUUGAGAAUAGAGAGAGAGGACCUAAUGCAGACUGUGUCUUCAAUGUUUGGUGGCAAGCUCGACAUACUCAUAAACAACGUGGGCUCGAUUCGGGCAAAGCCGACGGUAGAUUUUACAGCAGAGGAUUUCUCGUUUCAUAUUUCGACCAACUUAGAAUCUGCUUACCAUCUGGGCCAGCUUGCGCAUCCUCUGCUUAAGACUUCAGGAAGUGGGAACAUUGUGUUCAUGUCUUCUGUUGCUGGAGUUUUAUCGUUUACUGUUAGCUCCAUCUACUCUGCAACAAAAGGUAAUAUAGAAGAAAACAAAAACACCUCUCUGUUUGAGACUUUUAAUAGAGGUUUCUUUUUCUUUUUUUUCUUACAAUUAGUUUUCACAUGUAAAUGCAAAGGCACUUGAAACAAU
Molecule: messenger RNA, 700 nt
Organism: Camelina sativa (false flax)
Lineage: Eukaryota; Viridiplantae; Streptophyta; Magnoliopsida; Brassicales; Brassicaceae
Product: tropinone reductase homolog At1g07440-like
Molecular function (GO): oxidoreductase activity
Source: RefSeq, a predicted model, not a curated record